GUGAUUGUGGAGCCAGUUAUUGGAAUUUCCGACGAUUCACAUGUGGCCGAAGGUGUUUGGGGUAUAUUGAAAGGACGUGUAGUGCGCUAUUUAAUACAGGGUGAAAGUGUUGUGCUCGGUCGGGACACUCAAACUCACAAGGUAGGUAUUUGCGAAGUUCAUUCCUAA
This is a messenger RNA of Gongylonema pulchrum, 168 nucleotides long. The record is from the annotation of a GenBank genome assembly. NCBI's taxonomy places the organism in Eukaryota, Metazoa, Nematoda, Chromadorea, Rhabditida, Gongylonematidae.